Messenger RNA from Theobroma cacao (cacao), 1964 nucleotides. Its product is annotated as NEP-interacting protein, putative (DUF239). The record is from RefSeq and is a predicted model, not a curated record. Lineage: Eukaryota; Viridiplantae; Streptophyta; Magnoliopsida; Malvales; Malvaceae.
AGAAAAGAGCAUCAAAAAAGAAAACAGCCCAUGUCUGUUUUGACCACAGUCCGUUAUGGGUAAAACUUGGAAAAGUACAAGACCUCUUAGGAGGUCUAUUUUAACAUGCUCGUGCUUGAAGUUUCUUGUGUGUCAGACCUCAAAACCAAGGCACCUAGAAUAAUCUUGUCUUACAAAGAAAAGGGUCGAGACCCGAGAGUGUUUUGUUUAUAUGUUGAAAAAUGGAGAGGCAGUGGAAGUAGAAGUCUAGAACUGAUCAGGCCUGAGGGGGAAGGGGGGUGUGUGUUUUUUCUUUAAUCGUUCAUCUGUUUUGUAAGGACAUGAAGGGAGAUUCAUUUCCAGGGACAAAAAUUUGGAAUAAACCAUGUUGUGUUGCGAACACAACAAGACAGCUCCAAUGUAUACAAACACAACCCUUCCUAUCAAAACAAACAACAACAACAGCACAAAAACAUUCCACAAAUAUGGCUUCUUCUGUUUCCCACAACACUUUCUCAAUGAUUCCUAUUUUUGUUGCUUUCCUUGUUGUUGCUUCCUCUCUUGGCCCUGUCCUGUCUUCACCAUUGGUAUCAGAUUCCGGUCACCGGAAGUUGGCAAACCAUACUUUAAGGCCUGCUAAGGAGAUUCAGAAGCUAAGGAGAAUCAAUGCUUAUCUCAAGAAGAUCAGUAAGCCUGCUGUCAAGACAAUUCAGAGUCCAGAUGGUGAUGUCAUAGAUUGUGUUCUAUCUCAUCUUCAACCUGCUUUUGACCACCCUGAGCUUAGAGGGCAGAAGCCAUUGGAUCCACCGGAGAGGCCAAAAGGCCAUAACUCCACAGAAGCAGUCUCUGAAAGCUUCCAGCUAUGGACAGACUCAGGUGAAUCAUGCCCCCAAGGAACUGUUCCAAUUAGAAGAACUACAGAGAAAGACAUUCUGAGAGCAAGUUCUGUUAGAAGAUAUGGAAGAAGAAGACGGGUGCGGAGAGACUCAACAGGCAACGGCCAUGAGCAUGCAGUUUUGUUUGUGAAUGGAGAUCAGUAUUAUGGAGCAAAGGCAAGCUUAAACGUGUGGGCGCCUCGGGUGACCAAUGAAUACGAGUUUAGCUUGUCACAGAUAUGGGUCAUCUCUGGUUCUUUUGGCAAUGAUCUGAACACCAUUGAAGCUGGUUGGCAGGUUAGCCCUGAAUUAUAUGGAGAUAAUUACCCUCGAUUCUUCACAUACUGGACAACCGAUGCAUACCAAGCCACGGGAUGCUACAACUUGCUUUGCUCUGGCUUUGUCCAAACCAACAAUAAGAUUGCCAUUGGAGCAGCAAUCUCUCCAAGGUCUUCAUACAAUGGCAGACAGUUUGAUAUCGGAAUAAUGGUUUGGAAGGAUCCAAAACAUGGACAUUGGUGGCUAGAGUUUGGAUCAGGAUUACUGGUUGGGUACUGGCCUGCAUUCCUGUUCAGCCAUUUGAGAAACCAUGCAAACAUGAUACAGUUUGGAGGAGAAAUUGUGAACACUCGAUCAUCAGGGUUCCACACAUCAACACAGAUGGGCAGUGGCCAUUUUGCUGAAGAAGGCUUUGGGAAAGCAGCUUAUUUCCGGAACAUGCAAACUGUUGAUUGGGAUAACAAUUUGCUGCCUCUCACAAACCUUCGCCUCUUGGCUGAUCAUUCAAAUUGUUAUGAUAUCAGACAAGGUAGAAACAAUGUUUGGGGAACUUACUUUUACUAUGGAGGCCCUGGAAGGAAUGUAAGGUGUCCUUGAGUCAAACAGCAUAGGAUACAGGGUGAACCCAACCCCCAGUUUUUCUUUCUGGGUAUUUAGUUUUCCUCCUAAACCUUAACAUGGUUGGGGUUAUUUUUAGAUUUUUUUUUUUUACUCUAUUAAUAUAUAUUUUUCUUCCCCUGAUAGGUUGAUUUUCCCGCUUUGGGGACUAUAUGUAAAUUCUGGGGCAAAUACAAAUUGUUAAUAACACUGAGUUGCUGUCUGUUUCUUUCC